Messenger RNA from Rhodamnia argentea, 2881 nucleotides. Its product is annotated as mitogen-activated protein kinase 20-like. Gene Ontology annotation, biological process: protein phosphorylation; intracellular signal transduction. The transcript is spliced from 10 exons. Gene Ontology annotation, cellular component: nucleus; cytoplasm. Bases 699 to 2543 code for a protein of 614 amino acids. The record is from RefSeq and is a predicted model, not a curated record. Lineage: Eukaryota; Viridiplantae; Streptophyta; Magnoliopsida; Myrtales; Myrtaceae. Gene Ontology annotation, molecular function: MAP kinase activity; ATP binding.
CUUUCGUCCCUCUUAGCUGAUAAAUUUCUCACUCUCUCUCUCUCUCUCUACCCCCCCUCGCCCAGCCUGUCUUUUGUCGGUGUUGUUUCAGAUCUUUCUUGCUGUUUCUACACACUUGCUCAAGCCUCUUUUGGUCACCACCCCUUUUCGUCAUUCGCCAUAUAUAAGCAGCAAGAUAUAUUACUGGGAAAAAGAUCGAACCUUGUGUUUCAAGGCUUGGAUCAGAGGAAAAGAGAGAAAGGGAAAAGUUGGUUGAUGCAUCAAGUUCCGUGGGCAGAAAAAACGGGGCGGUGGUGUUUGGGGGUUCUUUCUGUAGUGGCGAUCGGCUCGGGAUUUUGGAUCCGGUAGCUAUGCGAGAGCUGGUGCUGUUGUUGCUUGGUCGUAAUCGGAGAAAUAUAUGAUAGCCAGAAAAGGGGUGUUCUGUUGGGUGGUUGAGGCUUUUUUGGAGAGGGAGUGCAUGAGGGACUGUUCAGGGAGGAGAAUAAGGUGGGACUCUGGUCUUGUGAUUCGGAGCAGAGGCAGAUGGGGCAAAUGCGGCUGACGGUGGAUUUGUCUUGUCUCUGUGUGCUCGUUUUGAGCUUGUGAAGAGGGUAAAAGACAUCUGGGUUUUGCUUGUUUUGGUCUCGAGUUUCCGAAUUCUUGGUUGUUUUGGGGAGCUAAAGGUCAAGGCUUUGUUUUUUUAGGGAAUUGGAAAAAAGAUGCAGCAGGAUCAGAGGAAGAAGAGUUCUGCAGAAAUGGACUUCUUCUCUGAAUAUGGAGAUGCGAAUCGAUAUAAAAUUCAAGAAGUCAUUGGGAAAGGGAGUUAUGGGGUUGUCUGCUCAGCAAUUGACACUCACACUGGUGAAAAAGUCGCAAUAAAGAAGAUACAUGAUAUAUUUGAGCACAUAUCUGAUGCGGCUAGAAUACUUCGUGAAAUUAAGUUGUUGAGGCUUCUACGGCAUCCUGACAUUGUUGAAAUAAAGCACAUAAUGUUGCCACCUUCCAGAAGAGAUUUUAAAGAUAUUUAUGUUGUUUUCGAGCUGAUGGAGUCAGAUCUUCACCAAGUCAUCAAAGCUAAUGAUGACUUAACAAAGGAGCAUUACCAGUUUUUUCUCUACCAGCUACUUCGUGCGUUGAAGUAUAUUCAUACGGCAAAUGUCUACCAUCGAGAUUUGAAACCAAAGAACAUUUUGGCAAAUGCAAAUUGUAAGCUCAAAAUCUGUGAUUUUGGUUUAGCAAGGGUUGCGUUCAAUGAUACACCUUCCACUGUAUUCUGGACUGAUUAUGUUGCUACAAGAUGGUAUAGAGCUCCAGAACUGUGUGGAUCAUUUUUCUCCAAGUAUACUCCUGCAAUUGACAUAUGGAGUAUAGGCUGCAUCUUUGCUGAAGUACUGACUGGGAAGCCACUGUUUCCUGGAAAAAAUGUUGUCCAUCAGCUGGAUCUAAUGACCGAUCUCCUUGGAACGCCUUCACUAGAUACCAUUACAAGGGUCCGAAAUGACAAGGCAAGAAGAUACUUAACUUGCAUGAGGAAAAAGCAGCCUAUGCCAUUUGAGCUGAAAUUCCCAAAUGCAGACCCUUUAGCGCUGCGGCUAUUGGAAAGGCUUCUUGCCUUUGAUCCAAAAGAUCGCCCUACUGCUGAAGAGGCAUUAGCUGAUCCAUAUUUCAAAGGACUAGCCAAAAUUGAAAGGGAACCUUCAUGCCAGCCCAUUACAAAGAUGGAAUUCGAGUUUGAGAGACGAAGGGUAACCAAGGAGGAUAUACGGGAGCUAAUUUUCCGAGAAAUCCUUGAAUAUCACCCUCAACUGCUUAAGGACUACAUGAAUGGAACUGAGAGGACUAAUUUUCUAUAUCCGAGUGCCGUUGAUCAAUUUAGGAAGCAGUUUGCGCAGCUGGAGGAAAAUGGUGGUAAAAGUGGUGCUUCAGCCCCUCCAGAAAGAAAGCACGUGUCUUUGCCAAGGUCGACCAUAGUACAUUCGAAUUCAGUUCUGCCAAAGGAGCAACCAAAAAUAAACAGCUAUAAGGAUCAGCCUACUCAGGCUGAGGAAGCUUCCAUAAACCCAUCCAGGAACUUCCAAGCAACCCAGAGACUUCCAAUCGCCAAACCAGGAAGAGUUGUGGGCCCAGUCGUUCCAUAUGAGAACAGGAACAUUGCCAAAGAUGUGUAUGAUCCUCGAACAAUGAUCCGAGGUACCGUCUUCCCCUCACCGGCAGUGCCCCCUGCAUAUUGCUACAAUAAAGCGAGCAUGGGAAAGCAAGAACGGCAUGGGACUGAAGCCGAGAGAGAAAUGGCUGCUGCGCAUGCCAAGCAGAUUCCGCACUGUGGGAUUGCAGCGAAGUUAGCGCCAGACGUUGCCAUAAACAUAGACACGAAUCCGUUCUUUAUGACUAGGAUAGGAGGGGGCAAAAUGGAUAACAGCGAGGAGCGGGCUGCAAUAGAUGCCAACUUUUUAGCGGCAAAGACGCAGUACGGCAGCAUUGGCACUGCAGCAGCAGCUGCUGCCAAUGCGGCUGCUCACCGGAAGGUUGGGUCUGUACAGUUUGGCAUGACAAGAAUGUAUUAAAGAAAGGGUGUUAGCAUAGUGUUGGCUUGUCUGAAUACAGUGACCCGUGACUGGCUCUUCUUUCGGUACAGAGAUGACCCAUAUUCCGCACGUUGGGUUCGCUGCCUAAAAAUGAUCGCAGGUGUCGUGCACAUCUCGCAGAGGAGGCAGCUUCGUGGUGGGCACUCGGCAAGUACAAUUGUUCGAAAACUAUACUGUUCGCAAAAUACUGCUGAUUCGAUACCCUCUCUCCCUCCCUCUCUCUCUCUGAGUUGAAGCCUUUGUACGUGUUCUGGAGAAAUGGUAUGUAGAAUAAAUAAACCAAUCUCCGAAGACGCAAUUAAUCACGAGUUGGAUCA